Molecule: messenger RNA, 5149 nt
Organism: Amblyraja radiata (thorny skate)
Lineage: Eukaryota; Metazoa; Chordata; Chondrichthyes; Rajiformes; Rajidae
Product: probable ATP-dependent RNA helicase DDX17
Exons: 13
Coding region: 109-2187 (692 amino acids)
Molecular function (GO): RNA helicase activity; ATP binding; nucleic acid binding
Source: RefSeq, a predicted model, not a curated record
UGCCGGGUGGAGCAGAGCGAGCGGCCAACCCACCGACGGAGGAGACGAGAAGAGACGAGCGCUGCGCCUUCAUUGUCCCCCUCAGCCCGAGAACAAAAACAAACCAACAUGAGAGGUUUCGGCGGUGACCGCGAUCGUGGCCGUGACCGGGGAAGCAAUGGCCCACGGUUUGGUGGAAGCUCAUCAAUGGGAAAGAAGUUUGGUCAGCCCGGAGAACGUCUUAGAAAGAAGAAGUGGGAUAUGGAUGAGCUGCCGAAAUUUGAGAAGAAUUUCUAUGUGGAGCACCCUGAAGUGGUUAGAUUAACCCCGUAUGAUAUCGAGGAUUUCCGUCGGAAGAAAGAAAUUACUUUGAAGGGAGCUGACUGCCCAAAACCAGUGUUCCAGUUUCAUCAGGCCAAUUUUCCUUCUUAUGUGAUGGAUGUUCUGUGUUCACUGAAUUUUGUGGAGCCGACACCAAUACAGUGCCAGGGCUUUCCUGCAGCGCUCAGUGGGCGUGAUAUGGUUGGAAUUGCACAGACUGGAUCUGGCAAAACGCUCGCUUACUUAUUGCCUGCCAUUGUGCAUAUCAACCACCAGCCAUUCCUGGAGCGAGGCGACGGUCCCAUUUGCUUGGUGUUGGCACCAACACGUGAGCUGGCACAGCAGGUGCAGCUGGUUUCUGAAGACUAUGGGAAAUCUUCACGGAUAAAGAGUACAUGUAUUUAUGGCGGUGCUCCCAAAGGCCCUCAAAUCCGAGACCUGGAGAGAGGAGUGGAAGUCUGCAUUGCAACCCCAGGCCGUUUGAUUGACUUUUUGGAAGCUGGAAAGACCAAUCUUCGUCGUUGCACUUACCUAGUACUUGAUGAAGCUGAUCGCAUGCUGGAUAUGGGCUUUGAGCCUCAAAUUCGCAAAAUCGUGGAGCAGAUCAGGCCGGAUAGACAGACUUUGAUGUGGAGUGCCACUUGGCCAAAAGAGGUCCGGCAGCUGGCAGAGGACUUCUUACGGGAAUAUGUCCAGAUCAAUGUCGGAGCCCUGGAAUUGAGUGCCAAUCACAACAUCCUCCAAAUUAUUGAUGUGUGUCAGGAAACCGAGAAGGACUUGAAGCUGCUCCAUCUGAUGGAGGAAAUUAUGGCAGAGAAAGAAAACAAAACUAUCAUCUUUGUAGAAACUAAACGUCGUUGUGAUGACCUGACCCGCAGGAUGAGGAGAGACGGCUGGCCGGCAAUGUGCAUUCAUGGAGAUAAAAGUCAGCCGGAGAGAGAUUGGGUCCUUAAUGAAUUCCGAUCAGGAAAGGCACCCAUCCUAAUUGCAACUGAUGUUGCAUCUCGAGGUUUAGAUGUGGAAGACAUCAAAUUUGUCAUCAAUUACGACUACCCUAAUUCCUCAGAAGACUACGUACAUCGCAUUGGCCGUACAGCGCGCAGCACAAAUAAAGGCACGGCUUACACCUUCUUCACACCAGGCAAUGUGAAACAGGCUAGGGAGCUGAUCAAAGUAUUGGAAGAGGCCAACCAAGCCAUUAAUCCUAAACUUCUGCAGCUUGUUGAUAAUGGAAGAGGAGGUGGAAGAGGAGGCCGUUCCCGUUAUCGGCCCGCUGGAACCAAUCCUAACGCCAUGUACCGAGAUGAUCGAGACAGAAGCCGCAGCCGAUCUUUUCGAGACCUGGAUGGGGACCGCAGAGAUAGGGGAGAUGGUGGGAGCAGGUUUGGGGGGCAGAGAGAUUCCCGUGAUGCUACAGGUACAUUGAGUAAGCCGGGUUUCCGGUCUGCACAAACUGGCAGUUUUGGAAGUGCCAUGUUUGGGCAACAAUCAAUCCAGUACCCAAACUUUACCCAAGGUGGGCUAUAUGGGACUACUAACCCGAGUGUAUACGGGGUUGCGUCUCAGACUGCAUUUGGAAAAGCAGGUGCAUUCCCAACUGCAAGCCCAGGAGGUGCUUUUGGAGCCUCCGGGUUUGGCACAGCUGCUGCCCAAGCUGUGGCUUACGCCUCGGGUAACUUCACUGCUACAGCCUCUGCCAGUGGAGGGCGGGCCCCGCAGGCAGCAGCACAGUUCCGACAGAAUGGAUUGGCACAACAGCCACAGCCCCUGCUAUCUCAGACGUAUCAACCGGGCACCUCGUUGUUGAGUUUUAUGUCCCAGGGGAACUACCAGUACACACCACCACCCCCACCACCUCCCCCAACACAGGCAACAACUCGAAAAUAAACUUGCUUUUCUAAAAUUGACCUUUUUUCCCCUGUUUAUAAAGAUCUAGGCAUCAAUUCCAUUUUCUACUGAACAGUAAAACUUUAAAAAUAGGAUAAUUAUACAGUUGCAUUCACUUUGACUUUGUUAUCACAAAAGGUGUGCUGGACUAGCAAACCUUGUGACACUGAUCCACCCGUCAGAAGUUUACCGAAGUACACCAUAAUCUUACAGAAAAUGUGGUCCGCAAAUCAUGGUACCGCACCAGCCUGCUGCCCACUCUGUGAAUUGGUGAAGGAUCAGUGGAUAGCUGCUUGACCCCUCUGAGCCUAGUGAGUGAACAAGCUCCUUGGUGCUCUGGGUUCAAGCAUUCUCCAAGAUUUUUUUUUUAAACCAUCUUAUCUUUUUUUUAAAAAGGUAGGUUUUGUCUCUCUGUUCAUAAGGCAUAAUUCUAUCAGCAUGUUAAUUAUUCCUGUUAUUCAGACAAGCGUGAGGUUCAGACUUAGCCCUUAUUCUCAUUGUGACAACAGAAAUUUCAAAUGAAAAAAGAUUAUUGUUCUAGUGUGACAAGAGAAAACAUAAUAUUUUUCAAUUUUUGCAUAAUCCAUUAAAAAUUUCAUGGUGCCACUUUCAUUUUGGGUCUCUUACAUUGGAAAUAGUUCAUUAUAUUUACAUUCUAUAAUAGCUGCUCUUGUCACCUGUGGAAAAACUAAAAUUCACAAAAACAUAUUUGGGGUUCAAUAUUUGUAAAUUUUACAAAGCAUUAACAUUAAGAGUAAUGGCACCUAGGCUGUAAAAUUGUCCAAAUGUGUUGGGGUAGGGAAAGCUAGAAGUCAGGGGAGAUAGUGUUGACCUGAAGGUUAUUGCUCCCAGUUUGAUUUACUUGAAAUAAGAAAUGAUGCUGUCAGUUAAUGCCCAAUCUGGCUCCAGAGUAUUUUCAUGAGAAGUUUGCCAUUUGUGUUGUACAAUAGCAGGCAAUGGAGAAAUGGAAAUAGCAACUCAAUAAAAAUAAUCAAAAUAAGAUUCCAAAAGGCGACAAUUAACUGACUCUCCACCCUCCCAGUCCCCAAACAACCCUGCCUGAUGUCUGAAUAAACUCAGAUACGUGGGUUAUUUCAGGUAUACAGACAGAAGGUGAGCUAGCACCUGUAGGGUGAAGAGAUAGCUUUUUAUGCCAGUGAUCUAGGUUAUUUUUAGUUUUCUUUAUUAAGUAAAUAACUAUGUUGUAUUAAUAUUCCAUCGUGGAAGCAGAGAGGUCUCAGGUUCUAUUAGAUUCUAAAUUGAUUUCCAAUUGCUUUAAAUUAUUGAUGACUGAAAAUACUGGAACUGUUACUCAAUAAGCCGGCCAUGGUCCCCAGACUGUUACUCUCGCUCCAUUACCCAAGAACAGGCUUGCUUGAGAGCAAUCCUUCGUCAGGUACUAAGGCUAACUAAUAUGUUGCAGAAUUGGGAUCAAUCUGAUACUUCAGACCACCAUUUUUUGAGUAAUUUUUCCAUAUUUAGUCGCAGUGGUUUAUUCCUGUUGCAUUUAAUGUUCAAGUUAAUUUGACCUUUUUUUUCUCUUGUAUAAUUGGCCCGUUUUUAGUUAUGUUGCUAGCCAUUCAUCCUACUGAGAUUUUUUUUCCCCCCAAAUGUUUGAAUGCUGGAUGUUCCGUUAAAGGUAGGUGUUCAUAAAUGAGCUCAUUUAAAAUCCAUUCACAUUUUUGAGGCAUUAUAAUGAAGAUAUUGUGGCUGAUUUUAAUUUUUAAAUAAUCUUUUGAAAGUUCACUUAGAAGUAGGGAUAAGAUUGUAUGGCAAAGCUUCAGAACUACUUUCCAAGAGUCCAUCAUAGGUCCAAAUUCACUAUUGCCAUUAGUAAAUCGUAAUAAAACGAUGCAAUGAAAUUUGACCUGGAAAACGGAAAUGUAAUACUCUGGGCUAUAAUGUUACGUUCUGUAGCCACGUUGCAAAUAGAUAACUUACUGCCUCGUGUGUGCAUUACUCUGCUUUCAGUUAGUAGCAUCAUUCCUGCAAAUGACUUGAAUGCUGCAUUUUGAUUGCUGUGAAGCUGGUUUUCAUGUAUGUAAAUGUGUUGAUACAAAUGUUAGCAUAUCUACCAAUGUGGCUGCCUGAUGGGUGAGGUGGGUUCAGUUCCUGAAAUGCCUAUUGGUGACAUCAGUCGAUUACCACACGGAGAUAGUAUAUAUAGCUUUGCAAAAUUUAGUUUUGAUUCUGGCUGCUGCAGCAUCAACCUGUAGGGAUUUUGAAGCUAUGUCUUCAGGCAGCUGGGCUCGAGUCUAUUCUCCCCCAAGUAGAUUGUCGGACAACUGCCCGUUUUUCAAAGCAAAUGGUGGGUCACACGGUGAGUUGUUUCCAUCCCCCACUUCCCUUAUUGCUGCUGCAUCUUCCAAGCAAGCUGUGAGCACACCUUCUCAUAACACCAGCAUCUUUGAAUUCUGGUAGUUCCACAUUAUUUUGCUCAUUCUGGAUGUUACUGUGUGCAAUUUUGUUGCAGCCUGUGGAAUUUGACAUGAGUAAGAUUAUGCCAAGUCGGCCCAUUCAUAAUCAUUUUGUCACUUUUUGAAUGACUUUAUCAAUUGGUAACAUUAUACUCAGUAGAAUAUAGAGCCAAGGGACUGGGGCAGUAGGUUCUGGGGGUAAUAGGAACUAUUCACCUUCUGUAUUCUGAUGAGGUCUCUACCCCACCCCCUAAAUUGCAGGAUUUAACGGUGCCACAAAUGACGUUGAUGUUAUUGACAAUUUGCUCUGAGUUAUUGAAACCAACAGUUUAAAAUUUCUCUCUGGGAUUUGAUGAGGCCCAACCUAUGACUGUUGUUAAACUCUAGGAAUCCUGCAGCUGGUGAAGCAUCUCAGCAAUUUAGGCAAGCAAUGUUUCACCUUGUGAAGUUGUACCCUGUGUCAGUCUUAUUAAUGUGCUAUUUUGAUACUGUACUGGUUUUCCUGUAUUUUGCAAUUCCAGUAAUAAAGAGAUUUACCAAAGGAA